Messenger RNA from Rhizopus microsporus ATCC 52813, 2104 nucleotides. RefSeq lists its product as uncharacterized. Gene Ontology annotation, molecular function: transmembrane protein transporter activity; RNA binding. The transcript has 6 exons. Lineage: Eukaryota; Fungi; Mucoromycota; Mucoromycetes; Mucorales; Rhizopodaceae. The record is from RefSeq and is a predicted model, not a curated record. Gene Ontology annotation, cellular component: Sec62/Sec63 complex. Bases 58 to 2046 code for a protein of 662 amino acids. Gene Ontology annotation, biological process: SRP-dependent cotranslational protein targeting to membrane; post-translational protein targeting to endoplasmic reticulum membrane.
CUACGCUCUCUUGUAACCCCUUUUCUUUUCUAUCUGUUCUCACAUCCUCUCUCCAUCAUGGCUCAGUACGCGUAUGACGAAGAGGGUUUUAACUUUUACUACUUUCUCAUAGCAGUGUUGUCACUCUGCCUUGUACCUACUACGAUACAAUCGUUACAUGCUUUAUAUAAAUCAGCAUCUACCAAACAUAAAGAUGUUUGUCACUGUCAAAUAUGUGAAAAAGGAAGAAAGAGGGCAAAAAAUGUCAAGUCUAGUUCAAUCAAAAAACUAUUGAUGAGUCCCAAAUUUCUUUUCUUAGUCAUUGGUUGGGUUGGAGUCGUACUUUUGGCCAUGCAAGUUGCUAAUGCUGAAGUAAAAUCAGUUACUUGGGAUCCUUAUGAAGUUAUGGGUCUUAAAGAGAGUGCUACUGAAGCUGAAAUUAAAAAGGCUUACAAAAAGCUAUCACUUGUAUAUCAUCCUGAUAAAGCCAAGCCAGGCAAAGAAAAAGAGAAUGAGGAACGAUUCAUUGAUAUUACCAAGGCUUACAAAGUAUUGACAAAUGAAGAGGCUCGUAGAAACUAUGCUGAGUUUGGUCACCCGGAUGGUAAACAAUCAUUCACUAUGGGUGUCGCUUUACCCAAAAAAUUGGUGGAGGGCAAUGGAAUGUACGUCUUGGGCUUUUAUGCACUCGCAUUUGGCCUUGGUUUGCCUUAUUUCAUUGCUCGCUGGUGGUAUAAAUCACGUCGUCUUACAAAGGAUAAAAUCUUGAACAAGACAAUGGGAGUCUUUGUCAAGGGCUUAAAGGAAGAAGACGGUUUUAAAGAAAUCAUUUACACUCUAUCUGGUGCCAUUGAAUAUAAGGAAGCUGUUGAUGUUCGUCCUAAUGAAGACAGAAUGCUCAACAUUAUCAACGGUGCUAUAGCAGAUGAAAUGGAAAAGAAGUUGGGUGAAAAGUUUGAUCGCCUUAAUGAUUCAGUACCUGCCUAUCGUCGCAAGACUCGUGCACUCAUCUACGCUUACUUGCUUCGUGUUGAUCUUGAAAAGAAAGGAGUGAACAAUCAGUUGAUUAAGGAUCAAAGCUUUGUUGUGGACAAGGCUAUCCAUUUAAUUCAAGGCCUUAUGCAAAUCGCUACUGUCAAACAAUGGCUCAAUGUUACAUGUCAUUUGAUGGAAUUACAACAGCAUUUAAUGCAAGCUACUUUCCCAGGAGAACCCAGCAUCAAACAACUUCCUCACGUCACUACGACUCUCGUACGUCGUUAUAAUCGUGGUAGAAAGACAAAGAUCCAAACAGUUCAGCAAUUUUGUGACAUGCCUAACGAUGAACGUAAAAACAUGCUAAAGACAUUAUCUGAUUCUGAAUAUUUGGAUGCUGUUGAAGUCGCUCAACGUAUUCCUAAAUUAAACGUUGAAAAGGCUGUGUUUAGAGUGAUUGGAGAUAGAAUUGUUACAACAGGCGCAAUUAUUACGUUUGUUUUGAAGUUAAGAAAUGGCCAAGUCGUUGAUGUUGAUACCGAAACAAAAGAAAAGCAAGAACACGAUGAUGAGGACGAAGAAGAAGAGUUGUUGGAUAAUAAAAAGAAGAACAAAAAAACUUUACCCUCUGCACAUACUCCUUACUACGCUGGUGAAAAGAAGCCAUGCUGGUGGAUUUUCUUGGGUGAUCCUAAAGUGAAUCGUAUCCUUGUACCUCACAAGAAGGUGACAGAUAUUGUUGAUGAAGAAACAAUCAAGGUUCCAUUCCCUGGUCCACCUAAGCCUGGUGUGUACACAUUCUCGUUCUUUAUAAAAUCGGAUACCUACGUUGGCACAGAUAUUGUACGAGACAUUACACUGAAAGUCCAUGAUCCAUCUGAUCUUCCUCCAGAAGAAGAAGUAGAUGACAGUAUCUCUGAGCCUGAAGAAGAUUCUAUUGCUGGACAAAUGAAGCUGAUGAGAGAACAAGGAUUUGCUUCUGCUCUAGCUGGUGGAUCCACCAAGAAGCCCCAGAAUGAUGAUUCUGACUCUGAUUCUUCUUCCGAAGAAGAUGAUAAUAAUUAUGUUACUGAAUCUGAUGAAGACGAUUAAAUUUAAUAUUGCUGUUUCAAUAAAAUAUAUACGUUUCCUUUCACUUGUAUACACCAUA